UAGUGAAGUGAGUGGUGCAGUUUCCAAGUUAGCCGGGUUCUCCUCUCCACCAUUCUCAACCGAGGCUUCACUCUAUGUGCACGUGAGGAUUGGUAGACUACUCAAUGAGCAUCUAUCUCUCUUUCUGGUAUCUAUCCUUCUCUCAAAAGGCAAUGAAUGAAUGAGAGCCGAUUUCAACCAACACUUUGUCAGUCAAACUCAGUCAAACCCCUGACCCUAUCCCUGACCCUAACCCCUAUCCGCAACCUGAGACCACCUAACCCUGACCUGACCUAACCCUGAUCCUUCCCUAACCCUGGGCCCUAACCCUGAUCCUGUCCUAACCUGAAAAAGAUUGCCCUAAAAGACCCCUAUCCCCCCCCUGUCCCCAACCAAAAGGAUUUUGUUUCCCCAAAUUUUUUUUUAAAAAAAAAUUUCCCCAUAAACAAACCCCCCAAAAAGGGGGGGGGCGUUUUUUUUUUUUUCCCCCCAUUUUUUCCGGUUUUUUUCCCAAAAAACCCCUUUUGGGGCCAUGGUAACAUGGGUUUUUUCUUUGAAUUCCAAAAACUUUUCAAUUUGGUCCAGUAAGGAAACUUUUAAAAAUUUUGGGGGGGUUUAAAAGAAAAUUUUUUAAAUAGGGGUUUUUCCCAUUCAAAAAACCAAAUUUCCUAACUGAUCCUUGUCCCAAAAAAUUAAAAAAACCCAAACCCUCAUUAAACCCAAAGAACAACGGAGGUACCCGGGCUUUGGGGUUUUUUUCCCAAAAAAUUUAGGGGAAAAAAAGGGGGUUUCUUUUUUAACGGGGGGUUUAUUAGGAUAGGAUUUUGCUAUAAGGGGGCAUUCCCUUUUCUGGUAUUAUUUCCCAAAAGGCAAAAGAAUGAAGGUUUCCCAAAAUUUUUUUUCAUUUAAAAACCACCAAACCCCUGACCUAUUCCCUACCCCCCCUGAUCCUGUCCAAAAAUGGGGAAACCCUGAUUUUUCCAAAAACCCUCCCCUGCCAAAACCCCUAACCCGGGCCCUACCUAACCGUCCUCCCCCAAUGCCCCUAACCCUGACCUCCCUCCCUUUUGACCCCCCCCUGACCCUGCCCAAAAAGACCCAUCCCACCUGUCCCAAACCCUGACCCCCCCAUCCGCCCAAACCCCUUGACCUUCCCUACCUGCCCAACCCUCGACCCUUCCCCUACCGACCCGAUUUUUCCCAAAAACCCCUGACCUACCUACCCUGAUCCGUCCCUAACCUAACCCUAACCUGAUCCUGACCCCAACCCUGACCCUACCCUCCCUGUCCCUACCCCCCCUUUUCCUGUCCAACCCUGACCUGAUCCGCCCUAACCCUGACCUUCCCUGCCCCUGCCCCUAACCCUGCCCCUAACCCGGCCUGACCCCCCUGUUCGUCCCUACGUUGAAGAGAUUUUUCCUACUUAACCAAAAGAACCUGUUUUUACCCAGGACUAAGGUUGGAUGUCUCCAAACCCGGACCACUGUCCCCCCUGCCCCUGUUUACGUCAAACAACCCUCCCCUGUCCUGCCUUUUGUUUGUGCCCAGGGGUUGAAAGGGCCUAUUCCCUAACAGUACUUUUCCAGAGGUAGGUGAGUUUUAGGGGAAAAAGGGGCCUUUAACUACCGGUGUCCCCAUCCGCAAUUCAACCCGUAAGAGCUUAGCUUUUUUCCUUCUAAAAAAAAAGGGGGGGGGCAAGGAAAAAAGGGAAAAGGGAAAAUUAGAAAGAAAGGGGGAGAAAAAAAAGGAGCAAAAAAGCAGGGAGGAGGAGAGAGAGGGGGGGGGAAAAAAAAUUUUUAAAAAAACAAGGGGGAAAAAAAAACCCCCCAGCCCAAAAAAAACCCCCCCGGGGGCUCCCCCCCCCCGGGGGCCCCCCCCCCCUUUUUCCCUCCCCCUCCGUUUAUCCCCCCAAAAUUUUUUAACCCCCCCCUGGGUUUACUUACCCCCUUUUUUUUGUUUUCUAGGGGUUUUUUGGGGGGGGGGGGGGGGGGGAAAAAAGGGGACGGGCGGGGGGGGGGGGAAAGGGGGAAAAGGAAAGGGGGAAGAGGAGAGAAACAGGGAGAAAAAAAAGGGGGAGGAGAAGAGAGAGAAAAAAAAGGAAAAAAAGAAAAGUUUGGGAAAAACGAAAAAAAAAGGGUUUAAUCAAAAAGGUUUGUAACCCGAAGCCACAAUUUUGUUCCCUCUCUUCCUUCUCUCUCUAUUAUUACUAUCUCCCCCCAUUCCUCAAACUCCCCCCCUUCUUUUUCUCUCGUCUUCAGUAUCACCUCUGUGUUUUUUGGAGGCGGGACUCCCAGCCUGGCCCGCCCCUCCACCAUUGCUGCGGUCCUGGAGAUGGUUGCCAGGCACGCUGGCCUAUCAGAGGAGGCGGAGGUCACUCUGGAGGUCAACCCCACCCCCAUAGGAAGCUCUAAGUUGGAGAACUUCCUCCAUGCUGGCGUCAACCGUUUUUCCAUCGGAGUGCAGGUGCGAUUAAGGCCGGUAUUCAAUCAGUUGCACAUAGUAGAUUCCCUGAAAGCAUUCUCAGAAGUGUUGAAUUACAUCCUGCUACUGUAUAUCAUGGGAAUGGUCAGGCGGAGGCUAGCAACCCUAUCUCAUAAAACCUUUUCUGCUACGGAAACUGAAAGAAUAGAAAACAUUGUUAAUGGUGGAAAGAGGAGAAGGAGAGAGAAGGAGAAGAGAGGAGGAGGAGAACAAGAGUGUGAUGCAGCCUUUAGAAUGAAGCAACACAGUCAGUCACUGAUCACUAGCUUUGUUCUGAACAGUCAGUUACUGAUCACUAGCUUUGUUCUGAGAACCAAGUGUCCUUUUCAUAUGUGGAACUGGGGAGCUGAAGGAGAGCUUUGGGAAACGCUGUUCUAACAUGUCUCUCAUAUGUCUGCUUCUUUUCAACCAACAGUCUCUCCGGGACGACAACCUGAAGGUUCUGGGGAGAGGCCAUUACACUCAGCAUGCUUUACAGACCGUAGCGGAGGCUCUGCCCGGGUAGGGUGUCGGUCGACGUCAUGGUCAGAGGGUUGCAUCCUGGGAGUUGGAAUUGGAUGAGCUGCUGUCGGUGUGUGACGACCACGUCUCCCUGUACCAGCUGACCCUGGAGAGAGGCAUGUCUUUUCUUACAAACACUGAUAGUUUUUUUUUGUGCGUGAGUAUUUAGAAGUUUAAUUGACAUGUACAGAUCAGAACAUGAGAUGGUGAGAUGGAGGAGAGGAUACAUGAGAGGAAGUAGCAGGAACUAUACCACUACAUUUUACAUUUUAGUCAUUUAGCAGACGCUCUUAUCCAGAGCGACUUACAGGAGCAAUUAGGGUUAAGUGCCUUGCUCAAGGGCACAUCGACAGAUUUUUCACCUAGUCGGCUUGGGGAUUAGAACCAGCGACCUUUCGGUUACUGGCACAACGCUCUUAACCACUAAGCUACCUGCCGCCCCAGCAGACUGAACCUGCAGAUAUUCUGAAGAAGGUUUUUACUUGCAGUGACUGUGAUAUGUGGUUGUUUUUACUUACCGUAGUUGAAUUAGUAGCUGUUGUGAUUGUAACAGCUAAUAGGUAUCCACAUGAAUAUAAGCACUGACUGUAAGUCACUCUGGAUAAGAGCUUCUGCUGCUAAAUGACUCCAAUGUAAACAUGUCAACUGCAGGCACACAGCUCUUCAGCCAGGUUCAGAAAGGCCAACUGAGCGUGCCCAGUGAUGACAUCACAGCUGUCAUGUAUGAAUCUGCCAGGAGGAUUCUUCAGAAUAGAGGCUAUCUGCAGUAUGAGGUGUCCAACUUUGCAAGAAAUGUAAGUUCUACUCUCUCUCUCUGUGUGUGUGUGAGUCCUUGUGUCUGUCCUACUACUGUGCCAUAGUAGAAAUACCUUUAACAGAAAACCCUGCAGUAGAAAACCCUUUAGUACAAAACCCUGCAGUAGAAACCCCUUUAGUACAAAACCCCUGCAGUAGAAACCCCUUUAGUACAAACCCCUGCAGUAGAAACCCCUUUAGUACAAACCCCUGCAGUAGAAACCCCUUUAGUACAAACCCCUGCAGUAGAAACCCCUUUAGUACAAACCCCUGCAGUAGAAACCCCUUUAGUACAAACCCCUGCAGUAGAAACUCCCGAGUGGCGCAGUGCCAGCUGUGCCACUAGAGAUCCUGGUUCAAAUCCAUGCUCGUGACCGGGAGACCCAUGGUGUGGCGCACAUUUGGCCCAGCGUCAUCCAGGGAAGGGGAGGGAAUGGCCAGCAGGGAUGUAGAGCAUGGUGUUUGCAACGCCAGGGUUGUGGGUUCGAUUCCCACGGGGGGCCAGUAUGAAAAAUAAUGUGUGCACUAACUGUAAGUCGCUCUGGAUAAGAGUGUCUGCUAAAUGAAUAAAUAAAUAAAUAAAUAAAGAGAAACCCCUUUAGUACAAACCCCUGCAGUAGAAACCCCUUUAGUACAAACCCCUGCAGUAGAAACACCAGGCUAUUCUCUGUGCUGUAUUGGUUGUCAUAACUAUUGAAUAUUAAUAUUACCUGCUACAGUUGGGACACAUCUGUAAUAUACCUUGUGUAUUUUAUGUUUGUUUUGAAGGGUGCCAUCAGCCAACACAAUAUGAGCUACUGGAAGGCCAGUCAGUACCUUGGAGUGGGCCCUGGUGAGUUAAUAGUGCUUUAUGAAUGCUUUAUGAAUGCUCUAUAACAUCUUUAUGAAUGCUCUAUAACACCAUUUUGAAUGCUUUAUGACACCUUUAUGAAUGCUCUAUAAGACCUUUAUGAAUGCUCUAUAACAACUUUAUGAAUGCUGUAUAACCACCUUUAUGAAUGCUCUAUAAAGCCUUUAUAAGUGGUUGUUUAUUUGAAGUGGGACUCUUCUGUCUGCCAGGAGCCCAUGGUCGCUUCGUCCCCCAUGGAGAGGGGGGUGUAUGUCGAGAGGCCCGUACCCAGACUCUGGAGCCUGAUGUCUGGGUGAGAGAGGUGCAGCAGAGGGGUCACGGGACUCGACGCAGGAUACCCCUCACCCACUACUUUCCGCUUACAGGCUGGUUCACCCUGCAGCGCUUCACAAUUCCGUGCUGCAUCUUUAAAGGGAUAAUCCACUCCUGAAUGAAACUCCUGUUUUGGUAAUUAAUCAUGUUUCUAUGAGUGGGGUUUAAAAAUAAACUAGUUUCACCUUUGAUUUGACUUCUAAGUGGUCCGUCUGGUACAAUCAGAAAAUGGUUUGUGCCACGUACAUUUGACGAUAAGGUUCUCGUCCCAGGGAGAUAAGGACCAACAACACUAUCCCGUUUCAUAUCGCUGUCAGAGUCCCAUAUUCAGCCCAAUAGACGGGUAUGAACAUUACUGGGUUGACUGCGUGAGUCAGCUGAUCUAAUGUCCUGCUUCCGGACUGUUCACCUGCAGGAGUUCAUCCGGUGCUGCACGUUUUAAUGGUUACGUUCAAUAAUACUGUUCACCCUGCCCCCCCCCCCAGGUUUCAUACGGUGCUGCACGUUAUGGUCUACUUUCAAUAAUCUGGUUCACCUGCAGAGUUCAUACGUUGGGCUGCACGUUUUAAUGGUCUACUUCAAUAAUUUACUUUUCACCUGCAGAGUUCAUACGGUGCUGCACGUUAAUGGUCUACUUUCAAUAAUACUGUUCACCUGCAGAGUUCAUACGGUGCUGCACGUUAAUGGUCUACUUUCAAUAAUACUGUUCACCUGCAGAGUUCAUACGGCGUGCACGUUAAUGGCUCUACUUUCAAUAAUAGGUAACUGGGUUCAUACGGUGCUGCACGUUAAUGGUUCUAAUUUCAAUAAUACUGUUCACCUGCAGAGUUCAUACGGUGCUGCACGUUAAGGUCUACUUUCAAUAAUACUGUUCACAUGCAGAGUCAUACGGUUGCUGCACGUUAAUGGUCUACUUUCAAUAAUACUGUUCACCUGCAGAGUUCAUACGGUGCUGCACGUUAAUGGUCUACUUUCAAUAAUACUGUUCACCUGCAGAGUUCAUACGGUGCUGCACGUUAAUGGUCUACUUUCAAUAAUACUGUUCACCUGCAGAGUUCAUACGGUGCUGCACGUUAAUGGUCUACUUUCAAUAAGCAUGCCGUCUUUAGCCAACUCUCUUGCUAUCUCUCUCAGAAUGACCUUCUUGAUCCAAACCAGUCAGGUUUCAAGACUGGUCAUUCAACUGAGACUGCUCUUCUCUGUGUCACGGAGGCUCUCCGCACUGCUAAAGCUAACUAUCUCUCCUCUGCUCUUGUCCUUCUAGACCUGUCUGCUUCCUUUGAUACUGUGAACCAUCAGAUCCUCCUCUCCACCCUCUCCGAGCUGGGCAUCUCCGGCGCGGCUCACUCUUGGAUUGCGUCCUACCUGACCGGUCGCUCCUACCAAGUGGCGUGGCGAGAAGCUGUCUCCGUACCACGUGCUCUCACCACUGGUGUACCCCAGGGCUCAGUUCUAGGCCCUCUCCUAUUCUCCCUAUACACCAAGUCACUUGGCUCUGUCAUAUCCUCACAUGGCCUCUCCUAUCAUUGCUAUGCAGACGACACACAACUAAUCUUCUCCUUUCCCCCUUCUGAUAACCAAGUGGCGAAUCGCAUCUCUGCAUGUCUGGCAGACAUAUCAGUGUGGAUGUCGGAUCACCACCUCAAGCUGAACCUUGGCAAGACGGAGCUGCUCUUCCUCCCGGGGAAGGACUGCCCGUUCCAUGAUCUCGCCAUCACGGUUGACAACUCUGUUGUGUCCUCCUCCCAAAGUGCGAAGAGCCUUGGCGUGACCCUGGACAACACCCUGUCGUUCUCCGCUAACAUCAAGGCGGUGACCCGAUCCUGUAGGUUCAUGCUCUACAACAUUCGGAGAGUACGACCCUGCCUUACACAGGAAGCGGCACAGGUCCUAAUCCAGGCACUUGUCAUCUCCCGUCUGGAUUACUGCAACUCGCUGUUGGCUGGGCUCCCUGCCUGUGCCAUUAAACCCCUACAACUCAUCCAGAAUGCUGCAGCCUGUCUGGUGUUCAACCUUCCCAAGUUCUCUCACGUCACCCCGCUCCUUCGCACACUCCACUGGCUUCCAGUUGAAGCUCGCAUCUGCUACAAGACCAUGGUGCUUGCCUACGGAGCUGUGAGGAGAACGGCACCUCCGUACCUUCAGGCUCUGAUCAGUCCCUACACCCAAACGAGGGCAUUGCGUUCAUCCACCUCUGGCCUGCUGGCUCCCCUACCUCUGCGGAAGCAUAGUUCCCGCUCAGCUCAGUCAAAACUGUUCGCUGCUCUGGCACCCCAAUGGUGGAACAAGCUUCCUCACGACGCCAGGACAGCAGAGUCACUCACCACCUUCCGGAGACAUUUGAAACCCCACCUCUUUAAGGAAUACCUCGGAUAGGAUAAAGUAAUCCUUCUACCCCCCCUUACCCCAACCAACCCCCCCCCUUGUAAAGUGGUUGUCCCACUGGCUAUAAGGUGAAUGCACCAAUUUGUAAGUCGCUCUGGAUAAGUGCUAAAUGACGUAAAUGUAAAUGUAAUAAUACUGUUCACCUGCAGAGUUCAUACGGCGCUGCACGUUAAUAGCAUACUUCCAACAAUACUCCAGACUCACUCAUAGCAUGGGGUUCUAUUCAGGGGUUGUAUUUGUACAUCAAGCGCUCACGCUACAGAAACAGGAAAUCCUGCCCUAUGGGCCAUUCUGGCUUGGACAAGGCUUCCUUACUCACAGCAUGGCAUAUAUACUGUAGCAACUUUUUUAACUUUAUUCUUCUGAUUGCAGAUUGGAGGAAGUGUUGGUAUGGGACUGCAUUUGAUGACGGCACCCACUCACCAGGUAAUCUUGGUUAACCCAGAAAUUGACGGCAUCACUCACCAGGUAAUCUUGGUUAAGCCAGAACAUUGACGGCAUCACCACCAGGUAAUCGGGGUUAACCAGAACAUUGAUGGCAUCAUCCCCAGGUAAUCUUGGUUAACCCAGAACAUUGACGGCAUCACUCACCAGGUAAUCUGGUAAACCCAGAACAUUGAUGGCAUCACUCACCAGGUAAUCUUGGUUAACCCAGAACAUUGACGGCAUCACUCACCAGGUAAUCUUGGUUAACCAGAACAUUGACGGCAUCACUCACCAGGUAAUCUUGGUUAAUUUAAGCCAAAAACAUUGAGGCAUCACCCUCCAGGAAAUCUUGGUUAACCCAGAACUUUGACGGCAUCACUCACCAGGUAAUCUGGUUAACCCAAGAACAUUGACGGCAUCACUCACCAGGUAAUCUUGGUUAACCCAGAACAUUGAUGGCAUCACUCACCAGGUAAUCUUGGUUAACCCAGAACAUUGACGGCAUCACUCACCAGGUAAUCUUGGUUAACCCAGAACAUUGACGGCAUCACUCACCAGGUAAUCUUGGUUAAGCCAGAACAUUGACGGCAUCACCCUCCAGGUAAUCUUGGUUAACCCAGAACAUUGACGGCAUCACUCACCAGGUAAUCUUGGUUAACCCAGAACAUUGACGGCAUCACUCACCAGGUAAUCUUGGUUAACCCAGAACAUUGACGGCAUCACUCACCAGGUAAUCUUGGUUAACCCAGAACAUUGACGGCAUCACCCUCCAGGUAAUCUUGGUUAACCCAGAACAUUGACGGCAUCACUCACCAGGUAAUCUUGGUUAACCCAGAACAUUGACGGCAUCACUCACCAGGUAAUCUUGGUUAACCCAGAACAUUGAUGGCAUCACUCACCAGGUAAUCUUGGUUAACCCAGAACAUUGAUGGCAUCACUCACCAGGCAAUCUUGGUUAACCCAGAACAUUGACGGCAUCACUCACCAGGUAAUCUUGGUUAACCCAGAACAUUGAUGGCAUCACUCACCAGGCAAUCUUGGUUAACCCAGAACAUUGACGGCAUCACUCACCAGGUAAUCUUGGUUAACCCAGAACAUUGACAGCAUCACUCACCAGGCAAUCUUGGUUAACCCAGAACAUUGAUGGCAUCACUCACCAGGUAAUCUUGGUUAACCCAGAACAUUGACGGCAUCACUCACCAGGUAAUCUUGGUUAACCCAGAACAUUGACACAUACUAAACAGUAUAUACACACAGUAGAUGCUAUAACAAGAGGAUGUUUCAAUUGUUUCUAGAUUCAUUGUUUGUGUCAAUAGGGUCCAUCAUCAAUGGAUAAAAACAUUUUCUAACCGUACGUUGUGUUCAGUAUGUUGCACACCGCUGUUCUGAUUCAACUUUCUUUCUGUCUACAUCUGGGUUUAUGUUUCUGAUUCAUGGUAAUUCUGCGGCAGCAUUGUCAGUUGUUCAGUCCCAGGGCAGAUCUACACCAGAUUCUCAGCUCAUCUUCUGAAGUACAAGAUCUUCAACAGACAGGCCUUCUAAUCCUGGAUGAC
This is a messenger RNA of Coregonus sp. 'balchen', 9282 nucleotides long. NCBI's taxonomy places the organism in Eukaryota, Metazoa, Chordata, Actinopteri, Salmoniformes, Salmonidae. The record is from the annotation of a GenBank genome assembly.